Elaeis guineensis (African oil palm) is the source of this 3365-nucleotide messenger RNA. The record is from RefSeq and is a predicted model, not a curated record. NCBI's taxonomy places the organism in Eukaryota, Viridiplantae, Streptophyta, Magnoliopsida, Arecales, Arecaceae.
UGGUGCUGGAAUAGCCAGUGCCCACUCCUAAUAAACACGCUCUCUCCUCUCUCUCUCUCUCUCUAAUCUCCUUCCCAUCCCCCAUACCAUCCGUUCUCCUGUACCUUCUCUCUCCCACAUCCUCAUCAAACCCGGCUUUUUCUUCUCUUGAUCUUUUUGGUGGGAGUCUCAGUCCGGAGGGAGUUUUAGGGGGGCUCGUGUGCCGAAGGCUAGAGUCUGGGGCUGUGUAGAUUUCCACUCACUCCCACUCCGCCCCUCUCAGAUUUAGAAGCUUCAGCCACAGUCGCAGCAGCAGUAGAGAAAGAAACAAACGAGCGUGGUUUUCCGACGAUGGGUGAUAAGGCGACGAAUCUGGAUGCCGUCCUCAAGGAGGUCGUCGAUUUGGAGAACAUACCCUUGGAGGAGGUGUUCGACAAUCUGAGAUGCACCAGGGAGGGGCUGACAACAGAGCAGGCCGAGGAGCGGCUCGCCAUCUUCGGCCACAACAAGCUCGAGGAAAAGAAGGAAAGCAAGAUUCUGAAAUUCCUGGGGUUCAUGUGGAACCCACUAUCGUGGGUGAUGGAGGCCGCCGCCAUCAUGGCCAUCGCCCUCGCCAACGGAGGGGGGAAGCCCCCAGACUGGCAGGAUUUCGUCGGGAUUAUAACCCUGCUUCUGAUCAACUCGACGAUCAGCUUCAUCGAGGAGAACAAUGCUGGUAAUGCCGCGGCAGCCCUCAUGGCCCGGCUCGCCCCCAAAGCCAAGGUGCUCAGGGAUGGUCGGUGGAGAGAGGAGGAAUCGGCCAUCUUGGUCCCCGGGGACAUUAUUAGCAUCAAGCUUGGGGAUAUCAUCCCUGCAGAUGCCCGACUCCUUGAAGGAGAUCCAUUAAAAAUUGAUCAGUCUGCCCUUACUGGAGAAUCACUGCCAGUUACCAAAGGUCCGGGAGACGGUGUAUACUCUGGUUCCACAUGCAAACAGGGUGAGAUUGAGGCUGUCGUUAUUGCUACAGGGGUUCAUACUUUCUUUGGUAAGGCUGCACAUCUUGUAGACUCGACGAACCAAGUUGGUCACUUCCAAAAGGUCUUGACUGCUAUUGGAAAUUUCUGUAUUUGUUCGAUUGCGGUGGGAAUGUGUGUCGAGAUUAUUGUUAUGUACCCGAUCCAACACAGGGCCUAUCGCCCUGGAAUUGACAAUCUUUUGGUUCUGCUCAUUGGUGGGAUUCCAAUAGCCAUGCCCACAGUUCUGUCCGUGACAAUGGCAAUUGGCUCUCACCGCUUAGCUCAGCAGGGAGCCAUCACGAAGAGAAUGACUGCAAUUGAAGAAAUGGCCGGCAUGGAUGUCCUUUGCAGUGACAAAACAGGAACUCUUACUCUUAACAAGCUAACGGUGGACAAGAACCUUGUUGAGGUUUUUGCAAAAGGUGUAACCCCAGACACUGUAAUUCUAAUGGCUGCUCGAGCCUCACGAACUGAGAAUCAAGAUGCUAUAGACACUGCUAUAGUUAAUAUGCUUGCAGACCCAAAGGAGGCACGGGCUGGUAUUCAAGAGGUGCACUUUCUGCCCUUUAAUCCUACUGACAAAAGGACUGCUUUAACAUACACCGAUGGUGAUGGCAACAUGCAUCGUGUCAGCAAAGGUGCUCCAGAACAGAUCUUAAAUCUUGCACAUAACAAGUCAGAGAUAGAGCGCAGGGUCCAUUCUGUGAUUGACAAAUUUGCUGAGCGGGGGCUUCGGUCGCUUGCUGUUGCAUAUCAGGAAGUUCCAGAAGGAAGGAAAGAGAGUCCAGGAGCUCCAUGGCAGUUCAUUGGCCUCAUGCCACUUUUUGAUCCCCCAAGACAUGACAGUGCAGAAACAAUUCGGAGGGCACUCAACCUUGGUGUUAAUGUCAAAAUGAUCACAGGUGAUCAGCUGGCCAUAGGGAAGGAAACUGGCCGCCGUUUGGGGAUGGGUACAAAUAUGUACCCCUCAUCUGCUUUGUUGGGCCACAACAAGGAUGAGUCAAUAGCUGCUUUGCCAAUUGAUGAACUUAUAGAGAAGGCUGAUGGUUUUGCUGGUGUUUUCCCGGAGCAUAAGUAUGAAAUUGUUAAACGCUUGCAAGCAAGGAAGCAUAUAUGCGGUAUGACUGGUGAUGGUGUGAAUGAUGCUCCUGCCUUGAAGAAGGCUGAUAUUGGGAUUGCGGUUGCUGAUGCAACUGAUGCAGCUCGUAGUGCUUCUGAUAUUGUUCUUACAGAACCUGGUUUAAGUGUCAUUAUCAGUGCUGUGCUGACCAGUCGGGCCAUUUUUCAGAGAAUGAAAAACUAUACUAUCUAUGCAGUUUCAAUUACAAUCCGUAUUGUGCUUGGGUUCAUGCUGCUGGCUCUCAUUUGGCAGUUCGAUUUUCCACCCUUUAUGGUCCUUAUCAUUGCAAUCCUCAACGAUGGUACCAUAAUGACUAUAUCAAAGGACAGGGUGAAGCCAUCUCCUCAGCCGGACAGUUGGAAGCUUGCUGAGAUUUUUGCAACCGGAAUCAUUCUGGGUGGUUAUUUGGCAAUGAUGACAGUCAUUUUCUUCUGGGCUGCAUACAAAACCAACUUCUUUCCGCGGGUAUUUCAUGUUGAAAGCCUUGAGAAAACAGCUCAGGAUGACUUUCAGAAGCUUGCAUCUGCAGUCUACCUGCAAGUGAGCACCAUCAGUCAGGCACUCAUAUUUGUGACACGAUCCCGCAGUUGGUCCUUUGUUGAGCGGCCUGGUUUGUUUCUGGUUACUGCUUUCUUGGUUGCUCAGCUGGUUGCUACCCUUAUAGCCGUGUAUGCCGACUGGGGAUUUGCUGCAAUCAAGGGGAUUGGAUGGGGCUGGGCUGGUGUCAUCUGGCUUUACAACAUCAUCUUCUAUUUUCCACUUGAUAUAAUCAAGUUCCUAAUCCGCUAUGCUCUGAGCGGGAGGGCAUGGGAUCUUGUCAUCGAGCAAAGAAUUGCAUUUACCAGGCAGAAGGACUUCGGAAAGGAAGCUAGGGAGCUCAAGUGGGCACAUGCUCAGAGAACACUGCACGGGCUGCACCCUCCCGACACCAAGAUGUUCAGUGAGAGGACCAGCUUCACCGAUCUUAAUCAGAUGGCAGAAGAGGCCAAAAGGCGAGCCGAGAUUGCAAGGCUUAGGGAAUUACACACAUUGAAGGGACAUGUGGAGUCUGUCGUGAGGCUGAAGGGCUUGGACAUCGACACCAUUCAGCAAGCCUAUACUGUGUGAUUGGUCAAACUUGAGCGCCAUAGGAAUGGCAAGCAUCUCAAUUGAACGAACUAUUGGAAAUAUAUCCAUAGUUCCGCUGCUGACGUGUAAAUUCUGUGAACGGCUCUUAUCUGAUUGCAAUCUAUCAUCGUCCCAGAUCGUGAACUCUUGAUAAUUUUCUGGAA